Molecule: messenger RNA, 1670 nt
Organism: Halichondria panicea
Lineage: Eukaryota; Metazoa; Porifera; Demospongiae; Suberitida; Halichondriidae
Product: receptor tyrosine-protein kinase erbB-4-like
Exons: 5
Coding region: 67-1563 (498 amino acids)
Source: RefSeq, a predicted model, not a curated record
GCUGUUCAGAGACCCAGCAGGCAGUGGUCAGCGUACUGUGAUUGUUGUGAAUGAAGCCAGUGUGCAAUGUGGAGAGUAGUGACUGUUUUGUCCUUGUUAGCUAUUGCUGCCUUAUCAGCAGGUUGUCCUGGCACUGUUCAAUACCUGUCAGGGAGCAACAUUGAUAACAUCAGAGGUUGCACAAUAGUAGAGGGUAGUCUGGUCAUUAACCAGAUGUCUUUCACUGGUGAUGCUACUGCAAUACCAAGCAUACCUCCUAUUGCACUCGAUCAACUGUCCUACCUAGCAACUAUCGAACAAAUCAGUGGUUACUUAUACAUUCAUGACCUUCACAACAUCACCAAUCUUCGGUUCCUGCAAAAUCUGGAAGUAAUUAAUGGAACUGAGACCAUUGCUCUUAUGACUGGGGAAUAUGCUGUGAUAAUAGAAAACAAUAAUUACUUGCAGACACUCGGAUUGUCCUCCCUAAAACAAAUAAAGAAUGGAGGAAUUAGGAUAGCUACCAACCCUCAGCUUUGUCUGGUUGACACGCUAACACUGGAGAAUUUCAUGGCAACUAAUAGUCCAGUUCGAACCGGAGGACUGGGAACGGACUGCUCAGGCUACACAUGUCACGAGCAGUGCUCUACAGGGAGAGGCUGUUGGGGCACACUGGCUGACGAGUGUGUCGAGUGUCAGAACUACGACUACUUAGGAACGUGUCUCCAAUCAUGUGACCUGAGUGUGUCUUAUGCCAACGAUUCCACUAAUCAGUGUAUACCUUUGGCUCUACCAACCACUAUUGACGUCUCUACCACCAUGUCAACCAUAGCCUCCACACCAGCACACCCUGAUACUACACACCCUCACACACAAACUACUCAACUUGUUACUCAAGCCACUAACGAAUCAACACCAGCAAAAAGCAUGCCAACUGACGGUACAUUUCCCGAGCACUUGUCCUGGCCCAUUAUAGUCGGGUCUAUUGUCGUGGCAACUAUACUGCUCGCUUCACUGAUUGCUGUCUGUUACUGCUGUUAUCGUUCAAAAAGCUCUAAAAAAAAGUCGUUACCCAUGAUAACUACAACAACAACAUCAGACGUCGAAAGUGACAAUACAAGCGAUCACUUCAAAAUCAGUCUUCGAGAUUUGAACUCAAAAAGAAUGCGGCAGGAUUCCGUUAAAUGCCAUCCUAGCGAUAAUCUCUCUACUACACUGGGUACCUCAUACGAUCCUGGACCUGAAGGUUCUCCAACUUCAAUCACAAGACUACUCAAAGACAACCCAGCUUCGAGUGAGGCAUGUACACAACAGUACAGUAGAAGGUCAUCUCCAGAGACAGAAUUUAGACAACGUCAAAGCUUGUCGACGAUUCCUGGUACGAUGCAUGGUGGUAUUUACAGCACCCGGACACCCCCCUCACACCCACACAGAUUCUCAGCCACACCCCACACACAUAGAGGGUCGUUAAGCUCGGUUCAAGGUGGAACAAGCUCAAGAUCGAGUGGCGUGCCAAGCCGAUCGAGCAACAUUACUACAGCUAAUAACAGUCAACUUGAACUGAGGACAUCAACUAUAGAGUGACUAAUUAACUCUGCUUAAGAGAAUAUACUCAGCAAAGUCUAAAGUAUACGACCUUGACAUUCACCUCUGUAUGAAUUUCCCUAAUACAUUUAAGUUACUUUCAUGAA